Messenger RNA from Esox lucius (northern pike), 8361 nucleotides. Its product is annotated as signal-induced proliferation-associated 1-like protein 2. Gene Ontology annotation, molecular function: protein binding; GTPase activator activity. The coding region runs from base 709 to 4575 and encodes 1288 amino acids. Gene Ontology annotation, cellular component: cytoplasm; Golgi apparatus; plasma membrane. Lineage: Eukaryota; Metazoa; Chordata; Actinopteri; Esociformes; Esocidae. The record is from RefSeq and is a predicted model, not a curated record. Gene Ontology annotation, biological process: activation of GTPase activity; epithelial cell morphogenesis; establishment of epithelial cell polarity. The transcript has 17 exons.
GGGGAGGAGAAGGAGGGGGUUGGCUUCAGUGUGAUGUGAAUGGAACAGAGUCAGUGUGAGAGGGAGAGAGAGAGAGACAGAACAAAUCAACCUGCUUCUUUUGACCAAACAACGGGAUGGAAGGGCCGAGCACCAAGGAACACUGACCGCCCAGGAUUUUGAUUUUUUGGAGAGGGUCAAAAAGGGAGCAUACGAAGGCAUCCGAAGACGGAGGAGGAGAGAGAAAGUCCCAGUGUGGAGCUAGAGAGCAGAAACAUGCUGUCAUGGGGAGAGGGGGGGGAGGGAGCCGACCGAAGGGAACAAGGCAGGGUCGAGCCCAGCUGAAAUGUGGAGGUGGCCAGUGGAACAGACCAAAGAGGCGCAGUAGGCUCUGAGGGGUGGAUGGAUGACAGGUCAUAGAGGCCGACACACACAGAUCCUCCCCAACCCAGAGGGCAGAGAGCUGGGCUCUUCUCACGGUAAAAUCCCUCUCAUCUGCACAUGCUGCCAGCUGGACCAAACCACAAUUGGACCGAACCACAACAGGGGCACAUUACGAUAGACAUCGGCAAAGCUACAGGAGGCGCUAAAGGAAUUUGGAAUGGGUGUGCAAUUUCCAAACCGAAAAUCUCUACUUCUGGAUGAAGACCAGGUGUAGCACCAUUAGUCAUCAGGUCUGGGAAACUGAGGAACCAUAGUUAGAGGACCGGAGUCAGAGCCUGAGAAACCAUGCAGUCUGACGACCUCUUCAUCCGCAAGUUCUGCCGCCAGAGGCCGAGACCCCCUCUUGUAACGGUCAACUUUGACUCUAAACGGGAUGGCGGCGUACGCGCAAGGGUGGUGGCAGGGGAGUGGCCCCCGAGGAGGGACGGGGAGGGGGCGGACGGAGAGAGCCUUGCCACCCCGGGCCUGGUGGGUGUGAACCUGAGGUCAGUGGGGUUCAGAGGUCACAUCAUGCAGAGAAGCAACAGCGACGUGACACUGGGCGACCUGGACUCUUCCGGGAAGGCCGGGGGGAAGGCCACGCGGGCCACGGGGGAGAAGGCGGGGGCCCCGGGGGACUCGGGGGUGAUCCUGCACCGGGAGUACGGCAGCCUGUCCUCCCUGGAGCGACAGACAGGCCUGUCAGCCACCCGGGACCCGGGGGCCGACGACCAGGGAGUGCUGAGCCCAAGCGCCCUCCGCUUCAAAGACCCCUUCCUGCUGCUGGGCCUGCAGGGAACCCCUCCAGAACCAGACGGCUACUUCAGGACUGUGUCUGCCCCCAUGGGAGACACCCCAAAACCAGCCAAGCCCCCUAAACCCGAGGGGCUGAGCAAAAAAUCCAAGCCGUCCCCCCCACAAGUCCCCCAACCGGGCCCAUACGAUACCCUGGGGAGCGUAACCUGGGUCAGGAACUUCGCCCACUAUGACGUUCAGAGCAUUCUGUUUGACCUCAGCGAAGCAGCCAGCAACAGGGACAGCAUCGGCCGCAAGAAAAACAUCACAUCGGGUGCGUCAGCCGCCUCGACCAUGCGGCCCCUAGCUCAGGCUACACCCUCCUCGCCCUCCCAGGGUGGGGGUGGCGGCCCCACGGAGGACCCCGAGCAGGGCCAGCUGGACGAGGGAGACGGCAAUGACAAUGAACUGCUGCUCAGCUGCCCCCACUUCCGUAACGAGAUGGGAGGCGAGGAGCGGGCGGGCCUGGGACGGACGCAUGGCAGAGGAGGCCUGUGGCUGAGCUUGAGGAACCCCAACGAUGCCGUGUCGGUCCUGGAGGAACCCAGAGAGAGUCACGUCCAACAGCAGGGCAAGAGCAACUAUUUCAUAGAACAUGCAGACCUAGGAGCCCACUACUACCGUAAAUACUUCUACAUGAAAGAUCAUCAAAACUUCUUCGGCAUUGAUGAGCGCCUUGGUCCGGUGGCCAUUAGUUUCAGAAGAGAAGAGAAGGAGGGGUCCAGUGGAGCUCAGUAUAACUACAGGAUCAUCUUCAGAACCACUGAGUUGAAGACUCUGCGGGGGUCCAUCCUGGAGGAGUCUGUGCCGUCGGCAGCUCGGCACACCACCCCCCGCGGGCUAUCACCCAAGAGGCUCCUGGAGUUCAUCAUUCCUGAGCUCAACCUCCACUGCCUGCGUCUUGCAUCCACCUCGCCCAAGGUCCGAGACACCUUGCUCAAGCUGGACGAACAGGGGCUGAAUUUCCAGCGGAAGGUAGGGGUGAUGUAUUGCCGCUCAGGCCAAAGCUCUGAGGAAGACAUGUACAACAACGAGAGCUCAGGGCCAGCCUUCGAAGAGUUCCUGGACCUGCUGGGGGAGCGGGUCAAUCUAAAGGGUUGGGAGAAGUACCGCGCUCAGUUGGACACCAAGACGGACUCAACUGGGACCCAAUCCCUCUACACUCGUUACCAGGACUAUGAGAUCAUGUUCCAUGUGUCGACCAUGCUGCCCUACACAGCCAACAACACACAGCAGUUGCUGAGGAAGAGGCACAUUGGGAAUGACAUAGUAACCAUAGUGUUUCAGGAACCAGGAGCUUUGCCGUUCACUCCUAAGGCCAUCCGCUCCCAUUUUCAACAUGUCUUCAUCAUCGUCCAGGUGGACAAGUCAUGCUCUGGUCAAACCUACUACAGGGUGGCGGUGACACGCUCCAAAGACAUCCCGUUAUUCGGCCCCCUCUUCCCUAAGGGCGCCCGAUUCCCCAGCUCCCCUGCCUUCAGAGACUUCCUGCUGGCCAAGGCGGUGAACGCCGAGAACGCCGCAGAGAAGGCAGAGAAGUUCCGCUCCAUGGCCACGCGAACGCGACAGGAGUACCUGAAGGACCUGGCGGAGAACUACGUGACCACCACGCCCAUCGACUCGUCCACCAAGUUCCCCCUUCUGUCCCUGGGGGGGAAGAAGAAGGACAAGCUGAAGGGCGCCAAGGGGGCCGAGCUGCACAGCGCCGGGGCUCUGGUCUGGGCCGUGGUGGCCUCCGGUGGGAACGACGAAGACCCCGGGGGGCACAAGCUGCCUUGUCUCCUGGGGGUGUCGGCUGAGUCCGUGGUGCUGAUCGAGAGAUACACACGGAGAGUGGUGUUCAACUGCUGCUGCCGCGACGUGAUUGGCUGGAAGGCGGUGACGGACAGCAGGGCUAUAGGCGGGCCUUGCCUGGACAUCUUCUACGAGAGGGGGGAGGCCGUGUCAAUCAAUGUGAUGGACAGCCAGGCAGAGGAGAUACGGGAGAUGGUGCAGAGGCUGGAGUUGGUAACACGAGGCUGUGAGGCGCGGGAGGUGACACCACUGCGCGACGGGGUGGGCCAGCCGGGCUUCCUGAUGAGCGAGGAGGGCUUUGUGACGGACCUGCAACGGUUCGGCUACGCCGAGAGCGGGGGUCUGCAGCUCGGGGCACGGGUGGUGCGGCUGUGUGGCCACGCCCUCGUCCACCUGGGACCCGAGGAGAGGGCCAGGCUCCUCCGCACCGCCCACAAGAUCCACAUCACUGUCAUCCCUCCGGACGAGAAUGGCAAGCCUCGCAGGAGUUUCUCAGAGUUGUAUCAGAAAGCCAUUCAGGAUGCAGAGCAUAAGCCCGGGGAGGGACAGUCUGGAGAGGCCUGGGUGCUGGACCAGAGGGAAGAGGAGACAAAGAAAGAAGUGUGGGAACAGGGAGAUGGGAAAGAGAUGGAGACGAUGGAGGAACCUGCUGAGGGAGGAGAGGCUGAGGACAGGCAGCCAGCGGUGGGGCAGGAUACGGACAACCAGGAGGACCAAUCGGACCAGGGCACCCUCCUCUCCCCCACCAGCCUGCCUCUGAUACGGGCCACCUCCCUGCAGGACCACACCCCAGACCAGACCGCAGAGGAGAUCACUCCCUCCCAGUUCACACGCAGCUACUCCCUAGAGAGACACCAGGCCUUCCAGGAGCCAUGUGACGGGCAUGUGUACGACAAUGUAGCCACCAAGGUGGAGCCUCACAUCUACGAGAACCCAGGGGAGCUUAGAGACGCAACGCCAGACCUCAUCCUGGCUGUCAAACCUAAGCUGCCUCAGGAUGAGGAACAGUUCAUAGGGGCCAAUAGGGGGGAGGAGAAAGCCUCAGCGAGUGACGUCUCCGUGUCCUCCACCCGGCUGUCAUGUCUGGACAGAGCGGAGAGAAACUCCCGAGCCCUCAGCCUGCACAACUCCAUCACUAAGAUCUUGUCAGAGACCACAGACUCCACAGAGGAGGAGUGGCAGUCUAUAGCUGAUUUAGCCUCCGCCUGCCGCAGCAUCCUAGAGGCUUUGUCACGGGAAGAUCGUAAAGCAGGCGAUGGUUCACAAGAAGCAGACUCCCUGACAGACGGCAAACUGAAAGACAUGAAGGAUAGACCUGAGCUGAACGCGGUCUGCUUGUCGGUGUCUCGCCAUGAUUUAGAUGAUUCACCCGGCCACCUGGAGGAGAAGGUGUCCCAGCUGGAGGACAUGCUGAAGAGGCUGCAGGACGAUCUGCAAAAGGAGAAGGAGGACAAGGCGGUGCUGCAGGCCGAGGUGCAGAGCCUCAGGCAGAAUAACCAGCGACUACAGGAGGAGUCCCAGAGCACCGUGGCCCGUCUCAUCAAAGUCACCGAGCUGCUGUGCAAUGUCAACAAGCCCUGCUAGCUCCAUCAAAGUACACACUAUGUGUACCCACAGACAAAGAGAUAACAUACACUCAUGUUGUAUACAUACACACGUACUCUAAUACUGAAUCUCCAUGAAGAUACGCACACACACACACACACACACAUAUUCAUACUACUUUGCAUAGACAUUUUAACUCUAGGCCAGCCCAUGGGUGCAGAUGUAUGCAAGCAAACACCCAGAGAAAAACACCCAGAGACUUUUCUCAGAAACUGAUGGUCUUCUCAAUAGAUUGACCAAUGGUCACACAUAUUCAAGGCUGUUCUGUACCCAAACUAUGUUUUUUGUACCGUGUGUGCAAGUGUGUGUAUGUUUGUGAGUGUGUGUGUAUAUAUAUAUAUAUAUAUAUGUGUGUGUGUGUAUAUAUAUAUAUAUAUACAUAUAUAUGUAUGUGUGUGUGUGUGUGUGUCACCAUGGUUCUUUUAUCUUGCUUCACAUACUUGACAAGUUGGGCAGAAUAGCAAUUGCUUAAAACGACUCGAUUGAUUUCGAUGAGGACAGCAUGUUUGGUGGCUGCUUAUAUGAAUUGACCUAAAACGUGUACUAUGUCUUAUGAUGGCCGUCUGGAAACAAUAGUCUCCUUCUUCUCUCUGCUCAACCCUCUCCUUCAUAUGCAAUGUCUCGGACUGAGAACAGUUCAGCGCCAUUAGAGUGGAGGGUCCUGGAACUGCGUGUUACACCGAAAAAGGGGAAAAGAUGCUUGAAAAGAUGGACUGCUGCACACUGACCCUGUCCCUCUGACAGUUUUCUCCCAGAAUGUCUGGUUCACUGUGUAGCGACCCCCCUCCAUGCCUCCUCAGAUUCAUCUGAAGGCUCGGGGUCUUGAGUCGGACGGUAACAAAGAGAGUAUUUCAUAUUCGCUUCAGGUGAAAGAGAUGCAACUUAGUUAUGAGGAAAUGGACUCACCGAAUGAACUCAGAGAGCUGGUAGAUUUCCAUGCAUUGUUUUUUUGUUACUUAAGUUGAAAGGUUUAUUGAAGUGGAUUAUGCCCCUGAUGAGGAUGAAUCCUCUGUGUCCCUUAAAGACUGGAAGUAGCGCUGCUGUGCUCCCCCUGCUGGACUGAACCUAGUAUCGCCACACGGCAGCUCUCCUUGCAGAGGAAAUAAGUUGUAGGGAUUUAAUGUGAACUGGACAGGCUUCCUUUAACGAACACUCUCUGGUGUUCAAAUGUAUUUAGUUUUUCUUCGCUGGCUACGACGACAAUACAUUAUAUCUGAAAUGAAUUCAGAGCAGUUUUGAAGGGCGUUGACUGCGGGUGAGGGAACCUGUUCCGACCUUCUUUCUGUGUGUACUCAAUGUGUGUCAUUACCUAUAUCGGCAUGGGUCAGGGCUUAUAUUUAACCUCCCGCCCAAGUUCAUGCCUUGCUUGAAAAAUGAAAAGUGGAUUUGAUCUCACCCCCACCUCACCUUCAGGUCCACUGCUGACGACGCCAGUAACGGCGUGGGCUGGGUGGAGCGAGACUAUCCCUCCUCCGGGACUGUCCUUCCAAAAGACACCAAGGCAGCUCUUCGACACCUCACUCAAACUGCUGGACCCAGCUGUGUCACCCCAGCCCCGACUCCCCACUCCCAAAUAACGAGACUGAAACUCUGGAAGGGAUGCCAAACAAUCGUCAGUGACCCUGACACAAAGCUCUUCUUUGUUGUAUAUACUCCUUCACUUCCUAUUGUCAUUUUAUUUUAGAGUCACUGUGAUUACCUGGUACCAGCAGAUAACGAUAUAUUCAAAUUAAAUUAUAAAUCUAAACUUUAUCUAUAUGUGAAGACAACAUGUACAGCUGAACUAUCCAGUGUUACCUAAUGCAUUCGGUUGUGUCCUUUAUGGCAGGAUGGUUGAUAAUGCAGACACGAGUAUGUUAGCAGGCUGUUUCAUACAUACUGUUUAAAAUGGUGAUGCCUUGUUUGAAAUGAUACACAGAGUGGAGAAGUUAAAGAAUAUCUGAUGUGUUGCUGUGUUCCUAUGUAUAGUUCUUUAGAUUGUAGGAGGUUGUUGAAGCAUGGUAAUCUGCAAGACAACUUCCAAGCUCCCCUCUGUACGUGUGUAUGUAUGUAUAAAAAUGUAAUAACUUAUUAACCUUGAAAAUGUGGAAUUCCUUGUUAGAUGUUUUAAUACAAGGGGAGGCAGGAAGCUAUGACAUGUGCUAUAAAGUGAAAGGUAACGGUGGGGGUUGGUUUUAAUGAAAACUUUUUUUUGUAGAAAUUCAAACUCAAGAAGACGGGGAGAAAAACAUUCCUGCAAUGGUGUAUUUCUAAAUGAUAUUGGUUCUCACUUUAUCAUUCUAGUAUUUCUAUAUGAUAUCGGUUCUCACUUUAUCAUUCUAGUAUUUCUAAAUGAUAAUGGAUCUCUUUAUCGUUCUAGUAUUUCUAAAUGAUAAUGGUUCUCUUUAUCGUUCUAGUAUUUCUAAAUGAUAAUGGUUCUCUUUAUCGUUCUAGUAUUUCUAAAUGAUAAUGGUUCUCUUUAUCGUUCUAGUAUUUCUAAAUGAUAAUGGUUCUCUUUAUCGUUCUAGUAUUUCUAAAUGAUAAUGGAUCUCUUUAUCGUUCUAGUAUUUCUAAAUGAUAAUGGUUCUUUUUUAUCAUUCUAGUACUUAUUAAUGAUAAUGGUUCUCUUUAUUAUUUAUUAUUUCCAAAUGAUAAUGGUUUUCUGUUUAUCAUUUAGUAUUUCCGAAUGAUAAUGAUUCUCUAUCAUUCUAGUACUGAGCUGUUCAGUCAGAGCUCCUACAUUCACACGCAGUAAGGUCGCUAACGUCACUAGGUAUGCCUUGAAGAAUGACCCUCAUUCUCUUCAGAGAGGACAGGGCAGACAGCAUGGCUAGACUGGUGUAUGUGAAGGCUUCUUUCUCAGACAUUGUGCCUACCUGAAAUCGUAAUGUAUGGUAAUCAGCUUGACAUCCUCAGCCCCUUUCUUCAUGGUGGUUGGUUGCAGACAGUGUCAGGGCAUCCUUUUUCAUCCAGGACAGAUAGGUGUGUCUGUAACAAGACACAGACAGGUGUAGGUUUGGUUGGUACAGGGUCUCUCUGGGGAACUUCAUCUAAAAGAUGGGUGGAGGGACCCCAGUAAAGGGUCAUUACGGUUACGUGAAGUCGAUAUGACCACGAUAUGACCACGCAACCGUAAAAUUGGACAAUUCUGAACUAUGCUCCAAAUCAAACUUUGUUACACUUUGAAUCCCCAUUCACGUAACACAGGAAGUAUGCCUUCGUGACACCUGACAUCACAUUGUCACAAAAUAGCCGUUUCAUCUGCUGGAAAAAACUAUGUCCACCGAGCCAGCAGAAAACCUGUGGGAAUGGCCCCUGGUCCAAACAGUGUUGCUGUUGCCUCUUCCCAUCCAAGCUGUCGGGUUGCAUUUUUAUUUCCUGAAGUGUUUAUUUCUGCUCUCCUCUUAUUGGUUUGCCUUACAUGUCAUCGCACCAUCCUUUCAGGAUAUGAUACUAUAUGUGCCCUACAUCCAUACAGGAGUCUUGUUGGGGAAGAUUGACUACAGUACAUGAUUACCAGUUGAAACUCACAAUGGCAUAUCCCCAGUGAAGGAUUGGACUUGUCCUGGUAGCACCCAUUAUGCAUCUGAGUCAGAUCUUACAGAGCUGACGGUACCAUCAGCAUGCACUGGCACACUGGGGAAACGUGUUGUAAAACGCAAUGAUGUGCUCAGUACCAUGCCGCCUCCAAACCUGUUCAUUCACGAGAAAAGUAAAUUGACUAAAUGUUGUUCAUGUACUGUGAACUGGAGGGCUCAUGGCAAUAAAGAAUCCUCUGUACCUUAA